This is a messenger RNA of Aspergillus terreus NIH2624, 888 nucleotides long. RefSeq lists its product as uncharacterized. Bases 1 to 888 code for a protein of 295 amino acids. The transcript is spliced from 2 exons. Gene Ontology annotation, molecular function: oxidoreductase activity, acting on NAD(P)H. The record is from RefSeq and is a predicted model, not a curated record. NCBI's taxonomy places the organism in Eukaryota, Fungi, Ascomycota, Eurotiomycetes, Eurotiales, Aspergillaceae.
AUGCCCGGGUGGGAUUCAGCAACACAGUGGCCGGGGCAAUUCAAUGCCGGCGAUCGCGUGAUAGGCUUCGCGGCGCCCGCGCUGGACAAGCCUAAGCAGUACGGAGCGCACCAGGACGUCCACUGCGCCCGCCAUUUCGUCUACCACGUGCCAGCCGCCAUGCCGAUGGAGGAGGCCGCAUGCUUCAUGGUAGUAACGCACACAGCGGCCGACGCGCUUUUCAACCAGCUCCACCUCUCGCUGGACGCGUCCGGCAACGACAAUCCUGCACCCCAACCCCUCCUAGUAUGGGGCGGCGCCAGUGCCGUCGGCACGGCCGCCAUUCAACUCGCCGUCAAGGCCGGAUGCACUCCCAUCCUCACGACGGCCUCAUCGCGCAACAACGCGGCCCUUCGCCAGCUCGGCGCUACCGAGUGCUUCGACUACGCAGACCUGGACGUCGUCAGCAAGAUCGGCGCCGCUCUGGCGAAAUACACCUCCCGGCCCCUGGCGCGCGUGCUGGACGCGGUUGUCGCCCGCAACCCGCCCCCUUCCUCGACGACCCUCUGCGAAGCAUGCGUCGAUCCCACCACCGAAAACGCGCUCUUCACCUCGCCCGUCCCCGCGACAAAGGAGGCAACACGACCCUGGACUCGCACCUUUGCCUGCCGCAACGUGGCCGUCGACUUCACCCUGCCGGACGGGACGGUGCUUCGACACGCCCCGGAUCAACAGAUGCAAGACCGCAUCGACCACGCGAUCCGCUGGGCCAUCGCCGCGUACGGCACGGAAUAUAGGAUGCCCAAUGUGGCGGUAGUGCAGGGUGGCGAGGCGGGCAUACGUGCCAUGCGCGAUGCCGUGGCUGGGAAGGCUAGUAUGCAGAAGUUUGUCAUCCAGCAUCCGAUUUAG